Messenger RNA from Hydractinia symbiolongicarpus, 4817 nucleotides. Its product is annotated as partitioning defective 3 homolog. Gene Ontology annotation, molecular function: phosphatidylinositol binding; protein binding. The coding region runs from base 636 to 4706 and encodes 1356 amino acids. The record is from RefSeq and is a predicted model, not a curated record. Gene Ontology annotation, biological process: establishment of centrosome localization; intracellular protein localization; establishment of cell polarity. Lineage: Eukaryota; Metazoa; Cnidaria; Hydrozoa; Anthoathecata; Hydractiniidae. The transcript is spliced from 17 exons. Gene Ontology annotation, cellular component: cell cortex; adherens junction; apical plasma membrane.
CAUUCCAUACCUUGUCUUACGAAUAAUUGACUUGUGAACCAGGCCUCAAAGGACAAUCUAAGUGAGCAGCAAAUAAAUAAUGGAGAAUCUUUUUCCAUCACACACCUUGAUCGCGUUGCGAUUUGACGUGUUUUUGUUUGUUGUGUGUUGUGUGCAUGAUGGGCAAAAAUUGUAUUGAUGAUCUUGUGAGAAGAAAUGUUUUCAAUAGUGAUCUAAAAGGUGUCGAUCUCUUCUAUAAAACUUGGCGCUCCUUGUUUCUUGAGAUUUUCGCCUUUUCCGUGAUGAGAGAAGUUCCCUGGGAACAAGGGUGCCUUGCGUUGAAGCAAGUUGGUCAUCAACUGUUGUGAGAUUAAACUCUAAGCUUAUCGGUUUGGACUCCCUGUGGACAUCGAAAUCUUCGAAAUAACAUGUUUUUAUUUUACGUGAUUCAAGUACAGCGAUUGGUGGCAGUGUUUAUGUUUAGAAGUUGCGGCUAUGCGUCAUAGAAAAUCUUAUCAAGUGUCAUAGUAGUGCUGCGACAUAUAUAAAGAAAUAAAAUUAUUACGCACACCAUUUUUUUUAAAAUUAGAAUAUGAAUUGCUUAUGUCUUACACGCUGAUACAUAAUAUACUCUUGGGGUCAUAUAAUAUUUGAAUAUGAGGGUUACAGUGUCCUUCGGCGAAGCUAGAGUUAUCGUCCCUUGUGGUGAUGGCGAACUUACUGUGUUGGAAUUAACAAAUAGAGCUAUAAGUAGAUAUCGCAAAGCACAGAAGGGUUCAGGAAAAGUCCGUGUGGAUUGUCUGAAAACAAAAGAAGAACAUGCUAUUCUCGAUAUUGAUGACUUGGUUGUGGAUGUAUGUGAUGACAAAGACAUGCUGGAUUAUAGAGAAGUACAUAGUUGGAUUGACAUUGUGGAUGAGAUGAGGGAUGGUAAUUUAACUGAUGUCUUUGUGAGUGUGCCAUCUUCACCCGGCAAAGGCUAUAAUGUUUUAGUUUCGCCUAUAAAAAUUGCGCAUGAAUGGGGAUCGCUAAUAGCGGUGUAUGAUGAAACAAACCCAAAACCCAGCAAACAUGAUCGAUCAGAUAUUGACAAUAACAAUAUCGCAUCCACACCUGUUGAUGCAUACUGCAGCAAGCAGGAGGAAGAUACUAACAUUAUCUUAGCACUUUCCGAUAACGAUUCAGGCGUUGCUGCUGACUCUUACGGUAUAUCAUCAAACCAGACUAGUACACACACAUCUUUGAAUUCUUCUUCACGGCCACCACGAGGAAUUCAGCGAAAAUUUCCACAAAAUAAAAAUGCUUCCUUCAGAUCGUCAGUGUCAUCAAACUCUCCCGCAUCUAGUCCUGAAUUAGCCAAACGAGCCUUAAAACCAGUUUUUAGUCGUGAUUUGAAUCGAAAAUCUCUAUCAACAAAUCACCCUAUGUUAUAUUCUUGGAUUGAUCAACAAGACAAAUUUAAUUCUGGAUAUAGGGUUUCACAAGAACAAAGUGAUGAAAAUGAUUCUGAGAAAUCGAAUGAAGAAAUCGAAUUAGAUAAACAUGCUUUAAAAAGUGUUGAUAUAAAACCAUACACAACUGCAGAUGGUCGCGAAAUUGGUUUGGUGGUUCAUCAUGUAAUCGAAGGGAGUUAUGUUGAUCGUACUGGUGAAUUACAAACUGCUGACCGAAUAACUGAAAUUAAUGGUAUUCAAUUAGACAGUCUCAGUAAUGCUGCAGUGCAAGAUAUUUUUGAGGAAGCACUCAUAUCUGACAUUAUUAAAAUAAAGCGUACACGUUCACAUAUGUUUUUAAAAGAUCAAAUUAAAUUAGACCACAUACCUCAACAAGAAGUUCCGAAGGAAGUUUUACAAAUGAGUAAAGAAGCACCCAGGGUGUUACCAGUUAUGCCAAAUAGUGAGCCCAAGGAAGCUGCUAUAGAAGCACCAUCCACAGAGUUAAAAAAUGAAGAUACUGGAACGAAUAAGAAGAUUUAUUUUCAUGUGAAUUUACUGAAAGGUAAAGAUGGACUGGGUUUUAGCAUUACUAGUAGAGAUGUUGCAACUACUGAAUCUAGAAUGUUCUUUGUCAAAAAUGUUUUACACAAAGGAGCAGCAAUUGUUGAUGGCAGAAUCAAAGCCGGCGAUGAACUUAUGAAAGUAAACAAUGUACUGGUGAAUGACAAAAAUCAAGCACAAGUUGUUCAGCUGUUGAGACAAGCACAAGGCAUGGUUGUUCUACAGUUAGCAAGACCUAGAAAUUCUACUACUGAAGAGGAUGCAUCAAUCAGCUUAGAAAGAAACGAAGAAACAAUAUCCAGUCACCAGGAAAGUAUAUCACCACAGAAUGAAGAUAUACUAACAUUAACCAUACCCCUUACUAGUCAAGGAUCAGCAGGACUUGGCAUCAGCGUCAAGGGAAAACGUAGCGGGGAACAAGACGAUGACCAAGGCAUAUAUGUUAAGUCUGUCAUUAAAGGAGGUGCUGCUGCUAAGGAUGGACGCAUAAUUGUCAACGAUCAACUGCUGUGCAUUAAUGAUACGUCAUUGAUUGGCUUAAGUAAUAACGACGCAAUGAAUGUUCUUCGAGCAUCAAUGGAGAAGUCCAUAGCACUUGGAGCUAUUCGUAUUAUCAUUGGUAGAUCACAAAGUGCUCCAAAAGAUUCUCGACCAAGUAGUGGCAGUUUUAGCAGUGGUGCUCCAAGUCCCUUUCGUGGCCCUAGUCCGAUCUUACAUGGAGGUGUCAAAAUGUUACAUGGACAUAGUCCUAUGACUAAAAGAAGAAGCUAUUCUGAGCAAGAUGUAGAAAGAGAAUUCGAUGAAAAAUAUUUAAAAAAGCAUUACUCUCCAAAUCGACAUAAUAUAAAUCGAAAUAAGUCUUAUUUUAAAGCUGUCUCACCUCGGCCUGAACAUAAUGGUGGAGACUCUGAAAGUGAAAAUCCAUCGCCGCGUUCAGUGUCUGUCUCCUCUGGCGAAAUACCGAUAAUACAAAAAUCUACACCUGUUUAUAUUGAAUCGGGAAAUAAUCGUUAUAACGUGGACGUUCGCAGCUCGAUGAACGAAAAACACAGAAUUCUACCGUCUUACGAGGAAGCUUUGCAUCGUAGGGACACGAACAGUUCGAAUUCUUCGCAAUCGAGUCGAACUGAAACGGUAAAAAGCGACUCGACGAAAUUCAAGUUACUUCCAGAUAAAACUUCGAUUCCCAAAGAAGAGAAAUUAUUGAGUAGUCAUUUCGAAAAAUCACUCUCACUAGACUCGCGGACUCAUGGUAGUAUGAACGACUUAAAAGAUCCUGAGCACGAGUUAUAUAAGUCAAUGUCGAUAGCCUCGCAGUCCUCACUUGACUCGAUACUUGUGGGACCCAACCAAAUACCCUUUAGUCGGCACGCCUUUGGACGAUCAUCCAUCUCUGAAAGAAAAGGAAGAGCUCAUAUUGAUGCAACAAAGAGUGAUUUUUAUAAUAAACUAAAGAAAUUUAAAAGUAUGGAAGAACUAAGAGGAUCAAAGAUGUUAGAUGACGAGGAUAUUGUGAUGGCUGAAGAUAACCAGAUGGUUAGUAACAGGAGAAGCGAGUCUAUCGAUACACUGAUUAGUAAAAUUGACGAAGAGGAGCGCUCGCCGUUCUAUAGAGGGACAGUUUUUAGUUCAAGUACGCCUUGGUCUACCACAUACACAGAAGGGGAAGGAAAACUAAGAGCUGGGCUCGAAGAGGGGACAAAUUGUAAUUCGAUUGAUACAAACGAUAAACCUCCAGCCGGUGUAAAACUGAGGCCCAAAAGUAAUUAUAGCAACAUAAAAUCAAGACCAUAUUCUUGCAUUUUGGACGAUGCAAGAAAGCGAAACAACGCGCUGAAUACCAGUUUCAAAACAGCCAUUGAUCGGCCGAUGAACGAAGAUCAACAAACGUAUAACGAAAAGAAAAAGAAAGGAUUUUUGAAGGGAAUCUCUACCUUGCUAAAAAAAAACAAAAAGCAGAGGGAAGAUCGUGGUCAAUCACCCGAAUAUCUUAAUCCAACCAAUUCUACAAACAACGAGAUGUUUACUGACUCCUUAAAGCCUGGGACGAAUAAAAACAAAAAUAAACGGCCUGUAAGUGUGGCCGGAAAUUUAAUGGUAAACAAGACGGCCGACAAGAGUUUAAAAUAUUUCCAAGCGGAUCAACUGCAAAAGGAGUUAGUUCAAGCGAAGAUGGAGGAGAUGGACAAACGAAAAAAACGAAAAAGCCACCUUGGUGUUACGACGAAAGAAAAAGAGCAAGGAGAAACGCAAGUUGCUCCCCACAAAUCGAGUUAUCAAUCGUGGGAGGCGCACGACGCGGCGAACAUGCGCGAGAAAAGCAAACAGUUAUUUAACGAGGAUGAAAUUCGAACUUCGAAAAGAAGUAUUCAGUUACAACGACAAAGUUCGUUACCUCCUCGUAAUAAAAAAGACAGUGUGGAUCAGCGAAUGUUACCGAAAAUGCCAUCCGGCCCUAUGUAUAAAUCCCCCGAGACUUCACCGAAAAACAAACACGAUCAUACUCGCGGAAGUAAUUCCGCGCCGAACUCAAAACCAAGUACACCCGUACGAAAAGUUCCUAAAUCAGCGUUUGACAGUCUACCUCGAAAAAAGCAAAUCAAAAAGGACUCCUCUCAACAUACGUUAGGAUCUAGACAGCAUGCGAACAGUUCAACCAUGUAUUCAAGCAUUUCAGAUCUGACUAGAAAAGGGGGUAGUGUGUCUAUAUCACACAAAGCUGAUAUCUAAGAAGCAAUAUUUUUUUUCAACUGUAUCUUAGAUAGAAUAUUUGCUUAUUUUACAUUGCGGCUUGGUGCUUAGUAUGAUUUUAUGGAAAUGGAAGAAAAUGUUUUCUCUUAA